Molecule: messenger RNA, 1926 nt
Organism: Belonocnema kinseyi
Lineage: Eukaryota; Metazoa; Arthropoda; Insecta; Hymenoptera; Cynipidae
Product: glycosaminoglycan xylosylkinase
Exons: 6
Coding region: 125-1519 (464 amino acids)
Biological process (GO): protein phosphorylation
Cellular component (GO): Golgi apparatus
Molecular function (GO): phosphotransferase activity, alcohol group as acceptor
Source: RefSeq, a predicted model, not a curated record
ACAAAAAUGGCGGCAGGCACCUGCCGCCGAACGAGACGAGGGCGGGAUUUUGUGUAAAUUCCGUGAAAGAUGAAGAAACCCCGGCUCACCAGAUGACAAAGGAGUAGUGGCCAAUUCUAAAAAGAUGAUUGGCCGACGCUGCGCUGUUUUCGCCCUGGGCGGGCUUUUGAUUCUCGUUCUCACAGUCAACAUUUACUUUAUUCGAAUGAUUGUCGAAAGCUCGCCAGGGAAACCGAAUUCAAAAAACUUGCCCGUCAUUGAGCCUAAAAUGAAUAAGGUAGAUUUUUCUACAAAGCCUAGCGAAAAUAUCGAGCGCUUUCAGAAAUCGAUUACGCGAGACAUGGAGAAGAAAAUUAAAGCAGAAAUGCGAACAUUGCCCUCGAAAUAUUUUAAACAAAAUGCUAGUUACGCAAUUCUUUUGGAUAGAUUGCUCAUCGAGCUUAGAACAAUGCCAAAUGCGCGAGAUGAUAUUUGGAACAUUCCGAAUAAUAAUUGGCCAGACGCACAUUGUUUAAUUCCACCUGCAGCUCCAGAACUUGGGACAAUCCUUGAUGCCUUGAGGAAGGCGAAAGUGACGAGAGCUGACAAUGCAGCUCUGGGAACGCAGCUAAAGCUAAUGUUGACUCUGGAGCACGGGAUCAGAGCUCUCUUUAAGCCAAAAUGGUAUUCUAGAAACACUGUAAUAGAAGGACCAGUAUAUUAUGGAAAAGACAGGCAUAAUGCAGAAAUUGUAGCAUUUCACUUAUCAUCUCUACUUGCUUUAAGACGAGUACCUAUAACGGUCGCGAGGAAAUUGAACCUGAGAGAAGAAGUCAGUAAACAUGCGACUUCUGAACUUUAUGCAACCAUAUAUCAAGAAGGCAAUGACACAUGUCUUUAUGGGGUCUGUCAUUAUUGUUCCCCUGGCGAUCCAGUUUGUGGGUCAGGUGAGAUUUUAGAAGGGACUCUUAUACUCUGGUUACCAUCAUACCUAAAAUUAGUUAAGCAUCGACAUCCCUGGCAAAGAACAUAUAGGAAAAACCGUCUUGCUUUGUGGGAAGCUGAUUCUAAUUACUGCGAAAAGGUGAAAGAAUUCAAGGCCUAUGCUCCCCAGUCAUCAAGCAGACUCUUAGAUUUAGUGGAUACAGCAAUUUUCGAUUUCUUAAUGGAUAAUGGCGAUCGACAUCAUUAUGAACUUAUGCAGAAUAAUUUUCACAAUCCCGCAGUUUUGCUAAUCGAUAACGGAAAGAGCCUUGGAAAUCCGAAUGUCGAUCAUUUCGAUAUUCUGGCUCCACUUUAUCAAUGCUGCAUGAUACACAAAACCACCUGGGAUCGUUUAAAACUGUUGAGCGGUGGAUCCUUGAGUAUUUCACUAGCAAAACUCUUAUCUCACGAAGAAGCAAUGUCUGAUAUUGAACCCCUAAUUACUGUCGAGCACUUGAGUGCCAUGGAUCGAAGGCUGCUUACUAUUUAUUCCGUUGUAGAGUUCUGCAUUCGGCAGAAAAAAUACACGUCAAACGUCAUUCUAGAUCAUCGUUAGUAAAAGAAUUUUCACCUCUUUACAUGUAAAAAUCUGUUUUCAUUUGCUCUCAAAUCAAUAUAACUGACUCUAGUUUAAAGUAAUCCCAUAAAUUAAGUAUCGUACAAGUGUGUAGACAAGUGUGACAAUAAUUGUGCGAUAACUGAAUAAAAAGUUUUGGACAAAAAUUACAUUAAGCUUAAAAAACUAUGGUGCUUUCUACGGGACCUGAGAGUGAGGUUAAACUUUUUCAAUCCCGUUUAUAUUAUAAUUUGAUAAGAAAUGUUGGUUAUAUUGAUGCUAAUCCUAAUUGGUAAAUAUUUAUUAUUGUAAAACUAAGAAAACUUGCGAUCGCAAAAGAUGCGUAUAAAUAUUGCUACAAUUAAUGAGUACUGGUUAAGUGAAUAAAUGAAAUACGAUAUUAUAUA